AUGAUCUCCCUACGGCUCCUCUCCCGGGCGAGGCCUGUCACCGACCAGCAGUCGCUCCGCUCAGCCCGGAGCUCUCCUAAUCCCCGAGCUCAAGUAGAUUCCGCUGGCCCGCGGCCUGCACUCUCCGCCGGGCCUACGCCUCCCCGGCCGCCCGGCAGGGAGCCCGGUUCCCCGUCACCGAAGCCGGCCGGGAGAGGCUACGAACCCCGCCGCCACCGCCGCCGCCGCCGCCACCCAGGGUGGCUGCCGCCGGAGAGGAGGACCUGGCGCCGGCGCCACCGCCGCCACCGCCGCCGCCGAAAUAAAAGAGCAGGAAUUUACCUGGGCGAAUCGGCGUCUGAAUCCGAAGCGGAGGCCGAGGCCGCGGUGGCAAGAGAGAGAGAGCGAGAGAGCGAGACUAUAAUCCGGGCCGGGAGGGGGGGUGGCUACGGCUCCUCUUCCGUCUCCUCAGUGCGGGGAACAUGUAGAGCCGGGGGGAGAGCAGCCGAGAAGACAAAUCGCGGCUUCUUCUUCGUCCUCCUCCUCCUUCUCCCACAUAGAAACACUCACACAAACACCCGGCCGGGGGCCCCGAGCUACCGGGGGGGCAUCGCCGCGGGCCCGGGAACCAAUCCUCCUGGCGGCGGGGGCGUCCCUCCCUGGCGGCUUUGCUGGUGUCGGGUGAGUCGGUACCGACGGAGGGAGGGAGGGACGGGAGGGCGGGCGGGGGGGAAGGAGCCCAGUGUGUGUGUGUGUGUGUGUGUAUGUGUGUGUGUGUGUGUGUAUGUGUGUGUGUAUGUGUGUGUGUGUCUCUCUCUCUCGUUCCGUCUCUCCCUCUCAGAACAAAAUGCCGACCGGAAGUGCAGCUGCAGGAAUGACUCCCUCCGCCGGCGCCAAACACUAACAACCACCCCCUCUUCCCUACUCCACUUCCGCCGCCGCCACCGCCGCCGCCGCCACUCGGGCUCGCAGCUCUGCCUCAGCGCGCCGGCUCCCGCGGGCUCCGGAGGCGCGGCGGCGGCGGCGACAGCGGCGGAGGCAGCGGGAGCAGCAGCGGCGGUUCUGCUCCGUGCCCUUGUCCUGUGCAACGGACGGCCGUGGAUGCUGCCCGUGGGGUCGCUUCUGCAAGACGGCGUCUACGCCGUUGCUCGGGUGACCGGCUUGAUUUUUUUUUUUUUUUUUUCCUUUUGGUCCCCCUCGAGGCGACAGCAGCCGGGCGCUGGUCCGCUGUGGUGGCGUGAGGCCGGGAUCUCCCUCUUCUCAGGCGCUCCGGGCCUCAUAGCCCCCCACCCUCAAUCCCGGAGAAGGCGGCCAGCCGAGGCCGCGCUGCUCUCCCUGACUGGCCGGCCCCGGGCCCCGGGGGGAAGCCGAGCUCCCGCUGCCGGCGGGUUGGAUGCCGACCUUUCAAACGCUGUUCCCGCAGCCGUGAUGGAUGGAUCGUCCCGGGAGCGGCCGGAUCCUAUGUCUGUCUGGGUUAUUUUCUGCGAAGAACACAGUCCUCGGAGGUGAAGACUCCCAGCCUGGCUGAGUUGGAAUCGUGAUCGUGGUGGUGGUGGUGCAUUAAUUUCUGGAAAUACGAGAGGGCUGCUGGACUUGCCUCUUUUUUUUUUUUUUUUUUUUUUUUUUUUCCUUUUUGGCGGUGGUUUUGAUUGCCUCCCUGGUAGUCGGGAUAAGGCCUGUAGGCGACGCUGUGCAAGCAAGGAGCCGGUCGCUCUGGCGCUGCGAUCUAGGUGUGGGUGGAGCCCAGGCCAUCCUGACGCCGGGCACCGGAGCCCCGGCACCGGCGCACUUCAAAACAUCGUUUUCCUCUGUAUGUUGAAAACUCAGAGGCUCUGGACAAGGCUGGAGUACAAAAUGUGAAUACGAAUACAGUACCGUACCCGAUGGUAGUGUCUUACUGUAAAACCGGAGGGCAUUUCAUCGCCACACAGUUUUCUGUUUGCUUGCUUGUUUGUUUGUUUGUUUUUGUAUAAAUUGUAAGGGGGCUAAUUCUUCAGGUAAAAAGUGCCAGUAGGUAAGCACAUUUUACUCAGGAGGAACCAUAUUAUAUUUUUUUAAAUAAAAUAAGUUGUCAGCGUUAA
Mus musculus (house mouse) is the source of this 2060-nucleotide messenger RNA. RefSeq lists its product as uncharacterized. The record is from RefSeq and is a predicted model, not a curated record. The transcript has 3 exons. NCBI's taxonomy places the organism in Eukaryota, Metazoa, Chordata, Mammalia, Rodentia, Muridae. Bases 1 to 1488 code for a protein of 495 amino acids.